This is a messenger RNA of Verruconis gallopava, 1763 nucleotides long. RefSeq lists its product as uncharacterized. The transcript has a single exon. Bases 638 to 1282 code for a protein of 214 amino acids. The record is from RefSeq and is a predicted model, not a curated record. NCBI's taxonomy places the organism in Eukaryota, Fungi, Ascomycota, Dothideomycetes, Venturiales, Sympoventuriaceae.
AGUUCGAGGCCGCUGGCUUUGCAAAAGUAAAACGCCGCCAGUUCAACAUUUGAUCUUCAUUACGUUUCCUGCUUUCCAUCUCCUGGUUUGCAGAAGAAGCACACGAUAGAACCAAAAUAGCAGAAGUUUUCUCCGUCGAACCCAUGCGACUUUUGGCAGCCCACGUUAUUGUUCGCGAUCAUUUUUCUCCCCCUCCCCCCUUCUCUCGCCACCGAUUGGAGCCUUCCGCACAGACAACAUGAACGAAGCAUGAUCGUACAUUUCUUUAACCUAUUGAGGUUGCUGGCUCUGUCAGCCUAGAAGCUAUUCUUACUCUUUCCUCAUUACGGUCGGACUGAUGCCCAGAACGAGCAUUAUCCGCCAAGUGUAAUUACUCCAAAGCCAAUUUCCCUGAAACCCUAGUUCUCAAGGGCGAAUUAGAUCAUCAAUUGCAACCCCUCGUAUUCCACAGAUCAAUUAGCUAUCUAGGCAUUCAUCACUGGUGACUAAAUGCAGAGCAGGGAAAAUCAGCACUGACGGUAUCGAAUUUUCAAAAAGCUUGUGACAAGGGAACUAUUUAAGAGUACUUGGGAUGUUAGUAUUGUAUUGAAGUACCCAUAGAUCAGUCUCUCCUUUUUCCUGCAGGAUCAAAUUCACAAUGGCCACAUCUAUCCGUUCCACUAUCGUUUUGCUCGCGUGCUGCCUACUUUCUUUUGUCACCGCGUCGCACAACAUAACAGCAGUUCCGAUCGACGGAUGCUCCGCCUACCCGGGCUACGAUGCUACCAGCGGCGGGAGUGGCAACUUCUACCUUCAAGCAUACCAGACAGAUAAUUCCUCGGUAGACGGGAUUGGUUCAAGCCUGCAGUAUUCGAGAGGAGCCACUCAGAUUCGAUGGGGCAUGAUCACGCUCGGAGUCCGCGUGGACGAAGCCAAGGUUGUUCUCCGCUGCUACGACCAAGUUCUACAUGGUUUCGUCGCCACCGGUGUCUCUGGUUACACAUGGGAAACGCUUCAAUUUGCCCCGUACCCUUACGACCAGGAACUGAUGUAUCUUGUUGACGGUGGACCAGCUGCACAGGCCCAUACUCUGUCCGUAGAUGGUGUUGAGCAAGAGGGUGUCUUCCUUGGUGCGGAUGGAGUAGCAUUGUGGGGAUUUCGAUACAUUGACGCUUCACAAGGAUGCUGUGGCGUUCCUUACUAUCAAUUGCGCCUUUUAGGUCCAAACAGUGCAGAUCCAAACACCGGAGCACCUUUGCAGGAUGGAGAAUUCACGGGUUUCUUGAAAAUUGCAGCCUUCUAGGACCAUCUUAUAGUCUACUCGCCCAGACUCAAUUCCGCAAAUCAGAUUGUCAAUUUUCAUUCAGCCCUAUUAUUGGAACCAAGUCUUCAUGAUGAGUAAGGACAAGCUAUGUUCAAACUUUGCUGAGACACCUACCCAUCGACAUGAUGAAAGGCCAAGCUCUCCAUUUAUCGCGAACUACAGCCUCGUCAAUGUCAGAUUUUGUCUUUCAGCUUCAUCACUUCUGCUUCCUUCCAUUCGGCCCCGAAGUGCAGAGUCAUUCAGCUGUGGCAAUCCCAUGAAAGAGGUACUUUUAGAGAAUGUAUGAGAUCACAGUUGCAGCAACUUUCCCCUUUUUCACGAUGCCUUUACUUUGCCAGUGCUUUCCUAUAACUUUACUAUAACUUUGCUAUUAUUUGACUAGCCAUUACUGCAUAUAGUUUAGACGGCAUUCCGCAUAAUGCACUAGAAUAAUGUGCCCCUAAAUACCUGAUCAUCUAAC